Lonchura striata (white-rumped munia) is the source of this 306-nucleotide messenger RNA. NCBI's taxonomy places the organism in Eukaryota, Metazoa, Chordata, Aves, Passeriformes, Estrildidae. The record is from RefSeq and is a predicted model, not a curated record.
AUGUCCUGCAACACCCAGUGCCGGCCCUGCCAGCCCUGUGGCCCCACCCCGCUGGCCAACAGCUGCAAUGAGUGCUGUGUCAGGCAGUGCCAGGACUCCACCGUGUUCAUCCAGCCUUCGCCCGUGGUGGUGACCCUGCCCGGGCCCAUCCUCAGCUCCUUCCCACAGAACACCGUGGUGGGAUCCUCCACCUCUGCUGCUGUUGGCAACAUCCUCAGUUCUGAGGGAGUGCCCAUCAACUCUGGUGGCUUUGACCUCUCAUCCAUCACCAACCGCUACGGUGGCAGCAGAUGUCGUCCAUGCUAA